AUGAUUAGUUCAUUAAAAUUCAAUCUUAUUCUAUUUCUGUUGAUUUCUACAAUGCAUAUGUUUUGGUGUCAUCCAAUUUCAUCUUCUAAGGUGUCUGGAAAAUCUGAUUACUUUGUCAUUCUGCUGAACAGCUGCCCAACCAGGAUGGACAGGAGAGAGGGACUAGAUUUUCUAAAGCCAAUUUUGGAGAAGACACUUAUGAAAAGGUCCUUUCGAAAUGGCGUCGGCACAGGGAUGAAAAAAACUUCCUUUCGAAGAGCAAAAUCAUGAAUAAGUGUGCAAAGGACUCUGGGAAUUAAUCUCAAAUUUUGUAUAGUGUGACUAAUGUGCUAAAAGUCAGUUAUAUCUUUAUCAUUAAGUAUUGGUACACUGUCAGUUCUUAAAUAUCUUCUCUCUCCUUCCUGGUACAGAGUAAAUUAAGUUUUAAAAAAUGUAAGCCCGUGUCAAACGUUCACUGUGAGAGAAUAAAAUAUUUAUGUGAUCAGUUAGCAGCUUGCCUGAGUAGGGAUAGACACAUUUGCUUUGAUCUUAAAUUGACCAAAAAGUGUGAGUAUUUUUACUAUGCUUACAAUGGUGUGAUUUUUUUUUCCCGUGCCUGUAAUAUAAUACUGAUUUUUUUUUUUUCUUUUCAAUAUGGUUUUCUGAAAUGGCUUAGCUGGGCCAAUGCU
Messenger RNA from Bubalus bubalis (water buffalo), 668 nucleotides. It is a transcript of the gene NPS, whose product is annotated as neuropeptide S. The transcript has 3 exons. Lineage: Eukaryota; Metazoa; Chordata; Mammalia; Artiodactyla; Bovidae. Gene Ontology annotation, biological process: positive regulation of action potential; positive regulation of synaptic transmission, glutamatergic; neuropeptide signaling pathway. The record is from RefSeq and is a predicted model, not a curated record. The coding region runs from base 1 to 270 and encodes 89 amino acids. Gene Ontology annotation, cellular component: extracellular region.